AUUUCAGACUGUUGAUACCCGCUAUCAACAUAUAAUAUACUGCAUAUUUCAUCCAUUAUCAGAAAAGAUUAUUCGAUUCACAGAGGGUGAAUAAAAUUGUCUCCUUCUUUUCACACUCGUUCACUUGUAAGGUAGAGAAAUGGCAUCCGAUCAGAAGGAAAAAGUUCUUCCAGAGUACCAAAGCACGCCCGCUGGAUUUCGCAUAGCAAAAAUGUUCUCAAUCGACGCUUUCAAGUCAGCGCUCACCUAUGAACCUCGACCCGAUGACUUCUUCAUUGUGACUUAUCCGAAAUGCGGGACCACCUGGGCUCAGAACAUUGUGGGCUGCAUCUACAGGGAAGGAAAGCCUUUUGCUUCUGCUUUGGAGUUUCUGAGCAAUUCUCCUUUUCUGGAGAUGGCGGGAGCGGAAGCGGUGAAGACUAUGAAAAGACCAGGGGCCAUCAAGUUACACUUACCAUUUAGGGUGACACCAUGGUCUCCUCAUGCAAAGUACCUUGUUGUGGCCAGAAAUCCUAAAGAUUGUUGUGUUUCGUUCUAUCACCACACAAAGAACAUCAUAGGAUAUAAAUUUUCGAAUGGAAAAUUCGAAGACUAUUUUGAUUUGUUCAUGGAAGGAAAAGUGGAUUACGGGGACUAUUUUGAUUUUCUUCAGGAAUGGUAUGAUCACAGAAAUGAUGAGAAUGUCUUGUUCCUCACUUAUGAGCAGAUGAAGAAAGACACGAGGCAGUGUGUUUUAAAGAUAGCAGAGUUUAUGGGCCAGAAAUACAAAGCUAUGUUGGAACAUAACGAAACCAUGUUGAAUGAUGUGAUCAAAUACAGCAGCUUUGAUUUCAUGAAGCAAAAUCUAAACCAACAGGUGGCAGAGCUGGCAGCUCUCCCACGUGAGUUUGUUCUAAACCAUCCUGACAUUCCUCAGGGAUUGAAGGAACUUUUAGGUGGAGAGGACAAAUUUUUCGAUCCAAGUCCAAACAGCACCACUUUUGUCCGAAAAGGAAUUGUUGGAGAUUGGAGAAAUCAUUUUACGCCCGAACAGAACAAAAGAAUGGAACAAAAAUUCUGGGAACGAACAAAAGGAACAGAUAUUCCAGAACUUUGGAAGGAUAUAUUUGAAAAACCAUAAAAUUUCAAUAAAAUAUUUGUUUUUUUCCAAAAACCA
Parasteatoda tepidariorum (common house spider) is the source of this 1156-nucleotide messenger RNA. Its product is annotated as sulfotransferase 1C2. NCBI's taxonomy places the organism in Eukaryota, Metazoa, Arthropoda, Arachnida, Araneae, Theridiidae. The record is from RefSeq and is a predicted model, not a curated record. Gene Ontology annotation, molecular function: sulfotransferase activity.